Aegilops tauschii subsp. strangulata is the source of this 865-nucleotide messenger RNA. RefSeq lists its product as uncharacterized. Lineage: Eukaryota; Viridiplantae; Streptophyta; Magnoliopsida; Poales; Poaceae. The record is from RefSeq and is a predicted model, not a curated record.
UUUUUGACAUCAUAUUUAUUUUUUAGUUCCUAAUAAAUGUUUUCCAUCUUUGAUCACCCAUUAUUUUCCUUCUUUUAGAAGAUGGUCAUUUCUUUCCAAAUACAUGGUUUGCAUUUAUGCUAUACGUAGGUAUGCAAGGGCACGUAUCUCCCUCUAUAUAAACAACACCAGGAGAACCGAAUCGCAGCAACACAUUGCAUUGCCGCCCCGUAGAACAAGCGAAGAAGAAGAAGAAGAAGAAGAAGAAGAAAAAGAAGAAGAAGAAGAAGAAGACACCGGCGGUCAUGGCAGCUAUGAAGACGAGCAACACGAGGAUCAUCUGCUUGGCCGCCCUCGCCGUGACGGCCACCCUCCUCAUCUCCUCUGACGCACAACAGACAUGCAGCCCGUACCCAAACUGCUUCAGCAACGAGGGAGGAUUGGCGUGCGCCCACCUGUGCGCGGUGCUGAUCGGGCCUUCCGGCAAGGCCACCUGCCAAGGCCACAGGAAUGUGCCUGCCGACAACAAGUGCUGCUGCGCGCCGCCUGCCGGCGGCAGGAAGGAGCGGCUGCGGACGAGCGCGCCUCUUCGGGCCUCGGUUGUUGCGCCUGCUGGUGCCACAAACGCGAAGCUGCUCCAUGAUGAUACUAGAUCUACUUGUACUAGUAUUUUUGUUUCUUCUGAACUACUACCCGUUUUGGUAACCGCAAAAAAAAAAACAUUUUGGUGGUGACAGUGUCUCUAGCGAGAGAGAAUCAUAUGAGAAGAUGUGUGUGUGUGUUUUUUUUUUUUGCGGUUGAUAUGAGAAUAUGUGUUGUCUGGUGCUUAAAAUAUUGUGGUCGUGUUUUGCUUGAACGAAUGGUCUAGAAACUAUGAAAAAUUCAA